Molecule: messenger RNA, 882 nt
Organism: Cylindrotheca closterium
Lineage: Eukaryota; Bacillariophyta; Bacillariophyceae; Bacillariales; Bacillariaceae
Source: the annotation of a GenBank genome assembly
AUGUCUAACUUUUCGUCCGAUGGCUUUGAUCUCGAUGCUAUCUCAACACAAGAUAACAGCGACGUAAUCUAUGAAGUUGGAGGCGGUGCUACAGUGAUCCAAAACGAAGAGCCAGCCAUGAAAGAGGUUGAGCCAUCAUUCAACACUUCGGAACACGAUCAAUGCGAGGAGUUCAAGAAGCAAGGAAAUGAACAGUUCAAAAUCGGAAACUAUUUGGAAGCCUUUGAUUUAUAUACAGAGGCUAUAGAAGCUUGUCCUAGCAAAUUUACUGGGGAAGAGAUUCUCAGAUUGAAGGAUGAGUUUGACGAGAAACAACGUUCGGAAGCAUUGCAACGAAGUCGACUUUCCGAAGAGCGCCGACGGAAAAAGGAAGACGAAAAGAAGAACGGCGUUUCUUCAUCCCAACCACCCGAAUCUAGCAAACCACAGCCUUUCAAGACCUUUGAAUUGUCGCAAGAAGACAAAAACGACAAAUUGGCAGUCUACUAUUGCAACCGAGCGGCAACCUUGCAGCACAUGGAAAAGUACAAUGAUGCGCUCAAGGACUGUGAUGUGUCGGCCUUGUUGAACCCAAAAUAUACAAAAGCAUUUGUUCGGCGGUCGGCAGCCCACGAAAGGUUAGAAGACACUGAAGCGGCACUGAAAGAUGCCAAAGCCGCCUUGGAACUCGACCCGAGAAAUGCCACCAUUCGAAAAACGGUUGCUCGGUUGGAAAAGAUUGAAGCGGAACGAUUAGAAAAGCUGAAGGAAGAAACCAUGGGAAAACUCAAGGACCUAGGGAACAGCCUAUUAGGCAACUUUGGUUUGAGCCUAGACAAUUUCCAGGCUGUGCAAGAUCCAAAGACUGGGUCUUACAACAUUGCAUUCAACCAAAACAAAUAA